UGGGAAAUCUGGGAAAAGAACACAAAAACGGAAAAGUAGUAGUUCUCUGAAAACUGUCACCAAUGAGAAGAAAAUAAACGGUGCUAUGAAGGAUCAGAUGCUAAGUGCUCAAAAUGUUGAGACUGAAACGUCACCAUUGCCAAAUAUGGAUAUACAAACUCGGGAUAUACGUGCCAGAAGUGAAGGUGCUUAUACUAGACUAACCAAUGAAAAUGCUUCAAACUCUUUCACAUUUGAUGCACCAGACGGUACAUUGGCCAAUGAAACUGCUGUUAAUAUUCACCCCCAAGGAGUUACACAAACCACAAGCACACCUCGGAAAAUUGUACAUGUACGAUCAAUGUCUGAUUUUGGUGUGCCUUACCAACCCGAACCCUCUUCUUUACAACAAAGUCUCCCCACCCCCAGUUUUUUAGACUCUGGGGGAGGGGGUAGUAUCAUCCAUCCAACAGAGUGCUACUUCCCACGUCCCACCCAGGGACAAUCCCUGCUUAACUUUCUGUCUUCUCAAGACUUUCAUACAUGUGCUGAGUUGGAUAAAGAGAACGCACAUUUUAGUAUUUCAGAAGCAUUGAUUGCAGCCAUUGAGCAGAUGAAGUGGAACCAGGUGAUACGUCCUACAAGAGAGUCUGAUAUUGAAUAUGAAUCAGAUGAGGAGAUACAACGAUUAAAACAACGAAUUAGAAUACGACGUCGGGAAAGAAUGAAGGAGAAAGCAAGGGGUUUCCCAGCAUUCAGUGAUGGACGCACAGACACAACUAGCACUUCAUCUCCGCACAGCAUCAACUCCUCUUUGUCUGAUUCAGACGACAGCAGUGACUUCAGUGAGGGUGAAGUACAUGAUCAUGAAGUUGAAGACGAAACAGAGACUACAGGCUCUAACCUGUCUUCCCUGAGAGAGAGUGGACUCUCCCUGUCAAUGGCUUCCAUGUAUUCUGAUGCAGAUCUUGUUAGGCAGAAUCAGCAAUUAAUACAGAAUCCUCAUAGGCCUAGCAUAGAUAGACAGCUGAUUCAACACCCACAUAGGCCUAGCAUAGAUAGACAGGGGUCUUUGACUGAGAGUAUUCAGACAUUGCACUCGGCUGAGACGGUCGCAAUUUCUCUAUUGAAGAGAUUCUCAGAGAACCAGUUGCCAAAAGCCUCUGAUCUUGUGUGGUUAGUCUCGGAACAGGAUGCACCACAAGCUCUCCUCCCACUUCCAAACAGCUUCCCAGUAUCACCAGAUGAUUGGCAGGACGAUAAAAAGAUGCGUAUCCGUGGCAACAUGGAGUGGGCGCCACCUAGGGCACAAAUCAUCUUCAAUGUACAUCCUCCAAUCAAACGGAAGGUGGUUCUUGGAAAGCAGAAUUUCAGAUGUGCUGGGUGUGGUAUGAAAGUAGAGCAAGGUUUUAUCAAGAGAUUCCGAUAUUGCGAAUAUCUCGGAAAAUAUUUCUGCCAGUGUUGCCAUAGUAAUGAUACAGCAUUUAUACCAGGAAGGAUUCUCCAAAAAUGGGACUUUACGAAAUAUAGCGUGUCGAACUUUUCACGGGAUCUCCUAGAGCGCAUGUUCUUUGACCCGUUAUUUAAUAUAUUAGACUGCGGCCCUGGAUUGUAUAAGAAAAGUCGAACAUUGGAACAAGUCAGAGAAUUUCGAAUGCAGUAUUAUCAUCUGGUACCACUUGUCAGAACAUGUAGAUUCGCAACAGAAUUAAUGGUAGUGAUUGAGCAGCAGCCUUCUCAUUGGUCAGAUGACCCACACACCUACUCACUCAGUGACCUUGUGCAGGUGAAACACAGAGAACUUCUGCCAGUUGUAAAGAAACAUGUGACUGAGUGCAUUAAACAUGUGAAACAGUGCCAGUUAUGCCAGGCCAAGGGGUUCAUUUGUGAGCUGUGUAACAACUCCAAUGAUAUCAUAUUUGCAUAUGAGUUGAACAGAGUGAUGCAAUGUAUUGACUGUAAAGCCUGCUACCAUAGUGACUGUUAUAUACCAGAUAAAUGUCCCAAAUGUUCCAGGCUUGAGCUAAGGAGGAGCAGAUUGGCUGCAAAGACCCCUUCUAAAGAUGAUGAAAACAGCUGACAGAACUCUAUAGCAACCAGAUAAUCUCUACAGCAACAUCCUUAUAAGGAUAAAUUGUUAUUGCUAUGGCAAUGGCAUAAUAAUCGCUAUAGCAGUUUAAAACAAUCAUGCAUUGGCAUAUUGAUUAAUGCCAUAGUGUGAUUAAUGCCAUUGAGCAGCUUAGUGCUCAAAUGGGAAGUUUUCAAGUUCAACAUAUCACCAUAAUAUCAGGAAUGAGACUUAUCAUCACUGUUUAUGACAAAAGAUGGCUCUGUUGGUCAGAUUCAGCCCCAGAAAGAAUCUUUUUAACACUACAUUUAACCAAUGCUGCCCUGAGGGUCAGAGCUACUUUAAUGUAGAUAAAGCUCUCUUUUGAAAGAAAAAUUAAAUCGGAAAAAGUAUGCUCAACAUGAAUGAGAGAACAGAACCAGAAUAUACAUGUUGAUAGGGUCCCAUAACAGUGAUCUCCCCAGCAUUA
Molecule: messenger RNA, 2516 nt
Organism: Owenia fusiformis
Lineage: Eukaryota; Metazoa; Annelida; Polychaeta; Sabellida; Oweniidae
Source: the annotation of a GenBank genome assembly